GAGCCAAACAGCACAGACUUCUCUCUCUGCCAUCAGCUGAGGUUUGACGUUCACAAUGUCUUCACGAUCAGAGGAGGAGCUGUCCUGUCCGAUCUGUCAGGAGAUCUAUAAGAGGCCUGUGCUUUUGUCCUGCAGCCACAGUGUCUGUGAGCUCUGUCUGAAGAGCUGGUGGAGAGAGAAGCCCACAAAGGAGUGUCCUGUUUGUAAGAGAAGAUCCUCCAGGAGCGAUCCUCCACAGAACCUGGCUUUGAGGAACUUGUGUGAGGCCUAUCUACAGCAGGGAGAGAACAAGGCUCCAGAAGAACAUGUGUGUCCACUGCACUCAGAGAAACUUCGGCUCUUCUGUCUGACUGACCAGCAGCCUGCCUGCCUGGUGUGCCGAGACUCUAAAGUUCAUGAAGACCACCGCUUUAGGCCCAUAGUAGAAACAGCACAGGAGCUCAGACAGGAGCUGGACCAGUCCCUGCUGCCUCUGAAGGAACACCUACAGAAGACUAAGGACGUUCAAAACAAUCUUUUGGCCAUUACAGAGCGUAUAAAGGAUCAGGCUCAGGAUGCACAGAAGCAGAUCUGUGAUGAGUUUAAGAAGAUGCACCAGUUUCUGGAGGAGGAAGAGGAGGCCCGGCUGAAGGCUCUGAGGGAGGAAGAGGAGCAGAAGAUUCAGAAGAUGAAGGACAAGAUGGAGGCUGUGAGCAGAGAGAUAGAAGCUCUGUCAGAAACCAUCAGAGCCACAGAGGAGCAGCUGAGAGCCGCAGACGUCUCCUUCCUGCUCCAAUACAAGGCUGCAGUGGAGAGAGUGCAGCGCUGCCCCCUGCUGGACGAACCGCAGCUGGGCCCAGGAACUUUGAUAGACCAGGCCAAACAUCUGGGCAACCUGGCCUUCCACAUCUGGAGCAGCAUGAAGACGAUGGUGCACUAUUCUCCUGUUGUUCUGGAUCUAAACACUGUCGGAAAUGAAAUCAUGCCGGACGAUGUGACCAGUUGGACACUGAAAAAAAACAAAACGAACAGUGCCUUAGGUGUUUGCUCUGAUGGUUACAGUUCAGGCUCUCACAGCUGGAUUGUAGAAGUGGGAGACAGUGACAGCUGGGUAACUGGAGUUGCCACCAGAAAUGUAAUGCCUGAUUUAGAUGAGAGUGACUGUGACAGUGACAGUGACAGUGACGACAGCGACAGCAACAACGACAGUGAGAAUGAGGCCAAUGAUGAUGGUGAUGGCAGUGAUCAUGGUGAUAGUGGAGAAGAUGUGGGUGAUGGAUGGGCUAUAAGUUUGUCUAAAGGCAAAUAUAAAACACACAACAAUGACGAAGACAGUGUUAAUCUCAAACUAACACCACGUCCUCGAAGGAUCAGAGUCCUUCUUGAUUGUGACAAACAUGAAGUGAGUUUUUAUGACUUAGACACUGACGCUCUCCUUCACUCUUUCACACAGAUCAGCUCCGAGAAACUGUUCUCACAAUCUGUCAUCAGAACUGACAGUUCCAGAGACAGAGAGAUAGAAGCUCUGUCAGAAACCACCAGAGCCUCAGAGGAGCAGCUGAGAGCCGCAGACGUCUCCUUCCUGCUCCAGUACAAGGCUGCAGUGGAGAGAGUGCAGCGCUGCCCCCUGCUGGACGAACCACAGCUGGGCCCAGGAGCUCUGAUAGACCAGGCCAAACAUCUGGGCAACCUGGCCUUCCACAUCUGGAGCAGCCUGGGCCCAGGAACUUUGAUAGACCAGGCCAAACAUCUGGGCAACCUGGUCUUCAACAUCUGGAGCAGCAUGAAGACGAUGGUGCACUUCUCUCCUGUUGUAAUGGAUCCAAACACAGUUUGA
Molecule: messenger RNA, 1816 nt
Organism: Boleophthalmus pectinirostris (great blue-spotted mudskipper)
Lineage: Eukaryota; Metazoa; Chordata; Actinopteri; Gobiiformes; Gobiidae
Product: E3 ubiquitin-protein ligase TRIM35-like
Exons: 6
Coding region: 56-1816 (586 amino acids)
Molecular function (GO): protein binding; zinc ion binding
Source: RefSeq, a predicted model, not a curated record